CGCUCUACAUCCGUGGGCUUAUACAAAGCCACUGGCUCCUUCGCGUACAUCGUAUUCACUAUGGCCACGGACAACUCGGGUGCUCUGCUUGUCUUACUUCUCCUCGGUUUGAUUCUAUUCGCCGCAUUAGCUUGGUGCAUGGUCUCCUCAUGUCUAGGCAGAUCAUUCGCCGAAGCACUCCGUGAGCUAUGGGACACAUUGAUCUUGAGCGCACAAUCAGACACACGGCCCACGCAAUGGAGAAGCCGCAGAAAUUGGGAUGAUUCCGGGGAGCUCUUCGAGCUAGAGCAUCGAGGCCGAGCAGCGUAAUAUUAUUGGCUGUGAGAUUGCCAUGCUACAGUCCGAAGUGUCUUAAGAUCUCGAACAUUCGCUACAUAUAGAGGCGCGUUCUGUCGGUUCCCAGACUGCGUCUCAGACUCGUCAGGCGUGCAGUCGUCUUUGCCAUCGCCCAGAGCUCAUCCUGUCGUGAUAGGAUGUAAUUAGAUGCAGACUUGUUCUCCA
Molecule: messenger RNA, 501 nt
Organism: Postia placenta MAD-698-R-SB12
Lineage: Eukaryota; Fungi; Basidiomycota; Agaricomycetes; Polyporales; Adustoporiaceae
Exons: 3
Coding region: 61-309 (82 amino acids)
Source: RefSeq, a predicted model, not a curated record